AAUUGUAUUUUUGUAAGUAUAUAAAUUAUAUGAAAUAUGUACUUUUUUCCCUUCACUAGGAUUUUUUUCCAUUGGGUUUUUACUUAGUAAAAUUUUAACAAGGCAUAUUUCAUAUAAUUAAUGGGCAUUUAAGAGAGAGUAUUAUAAAUAUUAAUAUAGAUAUUCAUUAUUAAGCUUAGUGUCCACGAUGUGUCACUCUCGCUCUCAUCUAACUCCAUACCAAAUGUGUUGAAGAUGCUGAUUCUUAGUAGUCAUAUAAUCUACAUUUUGCUUGCCAAGCCGCAUAUAAACAGUGACAUUUAUCCGUAAGAUACUUAUAUCGGAGAGAAAUCCACGCAGAAUGAAAAGCUUAAAUUGAUGUUGGAAGAAAUAAAAAAGAAUUGAUACAACGAGAGUUAGAGAAGGGGAAGGGAUUGGUAAGGGGAAGGGUUGAGGUGUUGUGGACAAUAAGAAAAUAGAGAAACAGAAAGAAAAAAGGGAAGGCAGUCCGAAAGGAUCGGGAGAGAGGAGAGUGGUUUUUGUAACGCUCAUUCCUCUCUUCCACAUAAAUAUCCAUUCUCUUCUUCCUUCUCUCUUCGGAAUUUUCUCCUUCUGCUUUUUCCCCCGUUCAUUCAUCUUCCUCCUUCCAAUGCCUUUUCUUCCUCACCUUUUCACCUAAAUGCUCUUCUUCUUCGCCGAGGUGCUCCCCUGGAAUUUUGAGAUCUAUUGUUUUGUCUCAUUCACAUAACGGAACUUGUAUCUCCUGUUCUUGAUGUUACACUGUGAAUUCUGUGCUGGGGUUCUGUUGAAUUGUGGUGAACGUUUAGAAAUGGAUGAAAAUGGUGGGAUCAAGAUGGGAAUCCGCCAGAUUGUGAGGCUGAAAGAGACUCUCCAACACUGGCAAGGGGUCACAGUAUGCCCGAAAUCCAAAGCAGCAGCCCAUGAAAAUGGAAGCCAAAAUCAAAAUCAAAACCAUGGGAUCCUUUCACCGGCAAUCAACAAAAGGCUGACGAAUGUGUUGUGUUGUGAUUCGGAUGAGGAGACUUGCCAGAGCCCUGAGCACCCACCCGAUGUGCCGAAAGGGUACUUGGCUGUUUAUGUUGGGCCGGAGCUUCGGAGAUUUAUCAUUCCCACCAGCUAUCUUAGCCAUUCGGUGUUCAAGGUGUUGCUGGAAAAGGCAGAGGAGGAGUUUGGAUUCGAUCAUAGCGGCGGGCUCACUUUCCCUUGCGAAAUCGAGACCUUCAAAUACCUUCUCAAGUGCAUGGAGAGCCAGCAGAAGGAUCCUCCUGAUGACCACACCCCAGCUGAGAGUUCUUUGACCAUGGAAGAAUAAAAAUGGUUGUGAUCCACAGCAGGGGAGGGGGCUAUAUACAAAGACAAAUUGAUGUCAUUGUGCCAGAUUUCAGAUAUAAUGUUGUCAAAUUGAUGAUGUGUUUGUGGUUUUGGUUUUAAGAUUCAGAAAACAUUAGGGAUGUGUUUAAUUAGUUAGACAAAAUAUGUGGAGGAUGUGUGUGUCAGGCAGAUUAAAAAUCUACCCUUUGUUUUUCA
This is a messenger RNA of Cucumis melo (muskmelon), 1527 nucleotides long. RefSeq lists its product as uncharacterized. The transcript has 4 exons. The record is from RefSeq and is a predicted model, not a curated record. Gene Ontology annotation, biological process: response to auxin. NCBI's taxonomy places the organism in Eukaryota, Viridiplantae, Streptophyta, Magnoliopsida, Cucurbitales, Cucurbitaceae. Bases 752 to 1312 code for a protein of 186 amino acids.